Messenger RNA from Anoplopoma fimbria (sablefish), 402 nucleotides. RefSeq names its product plexin A3-like. The transcript has 4 exons. The annotation marks the transcript as partial. Gene Ontology annotation, biological process: positive regulation of axonogenesis; regulation of cell shape; regulation of GTPase activity. The record is from RefSeq and is a predicted model, not a curated record. Lineage: Eukaryota; Metazoa; Chordata; Actinopteri; Perciformes; Anoplopomatidae. Gene Ontology annotation, cellular component: semaphorin receptor complex. Gene Ontology annotation, molecular function: semaphorin receptor activity.
CGGAGGUCCCGGUGAAGGUGUUGAACUGUGACACGGUGACUCAGGUCAAAGACAAGCUGCUGGACGCCGUCUAUAAAGGGAUCCCGUUCUCCCAGAGACCUCAGGCCGACAACAUGGACCUCGAGUGGCGUCAGGGUCGACUGACCCGGAUCAUCCUUCAGGACGAAGACGUGACGACAAAGAUAGAGAGCGACUGGAAGAGACUGAACACACUGGCUCACUACCAGGUAACCGACGGCUCUCUGGUGGCGCUGGUCCAGAAGCAGGUUUCUGCCUACAACAUCGCCAACUCCUUCACCUUCACCAGAUCUCUGAGCAGAUACGAGUCGUUACUUCGAACGUCCAGCAGUCCCGACAGUCUGAGAUCCAGAGCGCCGAUGAUCACCCCGGACCAGGAGACAG